Molecule: messenger RNA, 441 nt
Organism: Cooperia oncophora
Lineage: Eukaryota; Metazoa; Nematoda; Chromadorea; Rhabditida; Trichostrongylidae
Source: the annotation of a GenBank genome assembly
AUGCCGGCGUACCAUUCAAAAAUCGAACCGGAACUGUUGAUUGCGAAUAUGGCGCUACUGCCAUUACGGACGAAUUUCAAAGGACCGGCACCACGUACUGACGCAGAAGUGGAUAUCAUUGAUGAGGCCCUCAUGUAUUUCAAACCCAAUAUUUUCUUCCGCGAAUUUGAAAUCAAAGGACCGUCUGAUAGAACUCUAAUCUAUCUCACGUUCUACAUCACAGAAUGUUUACGGAAGUUGCAACGGAGUCCAAACAAAAUUUCUGGUCAAAAGGACUUGGCAGCGCUUGCCUUAAGCCAUCAGUUGCCUAUACCUGGUGAAGCGGACUUUCCUCUUAAUAAUAUGUACAAGGCACCCGCAAAUAAACAGGAAGAAGAAACGAUGCGCGCAUAUCUACAGCAAAUGAGACAAGAGCUAGGCGCAAGGCUAUGCGAGAGUUAG